AAUACUUAACUUUAGCAGUUAAGUAAUUAAAAGCGAGUGUGUCCAAAAAUGAACUUACAUUUUUCACACGUCGUCAACCGCUGCUGCCAGAUUCCUUAAGGAAUUCCAUUUUACUGGCGCAUGGCAUGGGACAGACCAGACCGACGUUUUUGCUGACCACAGAAAAACACGGGCUUUGUUAAUAAACUCGGGUUCAGCAAGCACACGCAGCAGAGAUGUGGACUCUCCGAAGUAGCUCUUUGGAGAGCGUAUGAAACGGAAGCUGCAGUUAAGCCCAGAGCAAUGUAGCAACUUCUAUGCAGACCAAUAUGGAAAAAUGUUUUUUCCUAAUUUAACAGCCUAUAUGAGUUCUGGACCAAUAGUUGCUAUGGUUCUUGCCAGAUAUCGUGCAGUCUCAUACUGGAAGGAACUGCUUGGACCAUCAAACAGCAUAAGAGCUAAGAGAACUCACCCUCACAGCUUAAGAGCCAUCUAUGGGACUGAUGACCUGAGGAAUGGGCUUCAUGGCAGUCACAGCAUUUCCACGGCAGAAAGAGAAAUCCGGUUCAUGUUUCCAGAAGUGAUCAUGGAGCCAAUUCCCACUGGACAAAGAGCCAGGGAUUACUUGAACCUUUCUGUGAAGCCCACGUUACUAGCUGGGCUCACUGCACUGUGUAAAGAGAAGCCAGCAGACCCAAUGAUCUGGCUUGCUGACUGGCUGAUUGAACACAAUCCUAACAAACCCAGGCUGCAGCAUCACAUCACUGAGAAGAAGCAUCAGGGGUGAGAGCUCAGUGGAAACCACCUCAAGCAUUCCAAGUUACUGAUCUAUGUUACCAUUUUCAGUGUAUCCCUUGGCUAUGUAAUCAAUAUUAUCUGAAGUUGAUGUUAUUGUCAUAACUACCUGUGUCUUCAUGGAAUAAAUAACCUUACACUUAACCAGGGUUUAACAGUUGUAGUAGCUUUUCUAUCAACAAAGGGAAUGUAGAAUCACAGGAUAAAUUGGCGGUGUCGGGUGAUUAGGAAAAGACAAGUUUCUCAAAAGGUGUGACUUAGCUCUUGUUUUCCCCAUUUAUCUUGGUUUGGCUGUUUGGGGAGAACAAAAUCACUUGCACCGGUGCAGAUUCCCAAAUGACAUACAGUUGCUUUGGGAAACUGGGAAUUGUGUUUGGGCAUCGUUUUAGGAGACACAGAUUCCAUGAUGAAGGGAGGUGCUUGAAUGUGACUUGGAAAACAAUUACUGGAGGUGUAUUAGCAGCUUUAGCAUUUUAGUUGCUGAUUGCAUCACCGAGCUAAGGUCACUCUUGAAGGGGAUUCACUUGAGCCUCAUGUAUUUUGCCAGAAUGUAAUUUGAAGGACCUAUUUGAAAGUCCACUGGUGUAUCUUUCCCAUCUCAGCAUCAAAAGGCACAGUGAUUAUAAGUCAGCCUUUAUUUCCAUUCGAAGCCACAAGAAGGUGUAUUUUAGUCAAGGACUAAUGCUGUCUUCCCACAUUUGUUUGAAGGAAAGGUGUUUAAUCAGAACAUCUCACCUUAAGGGUGCUUUCUGCUCUUGAAAGCUAUGCUGAUUCCUGUUGUGUUCCUUGUGUUGUUGUUUGCCCUCAAACUUCUAUGUGUUUUGUUUUGAGAAUUUUAAGGGAAUAUUGAACAGCAAUGGGUUAAUCCCACACUAUUACCUUUCCUAAAGUAACUGGACUGGGUUUUGGGGGGAAGUUUGUGGGGCUUUAAUUUUCGCUGUUAACUUCAAGCUUUGUGUCUUAUGGUUUGGCUGGGAAAUGUCACUUUCACAGCUCUGAACCAUGAACCAUCAGUGUGCUUGUCUAACACCAAACAAACAAGCACAUUCAUAAUUCGUUUCAUGAAAAAACUCGCUCCCUCGACUUGAGGAAUUACCAGAAACAUGAGUCACUUGUGACAUUAAAUCUUUGUUUAAUUGUUUAUCUUCUCAGUGGAAUAAACCACUAUUGCCAGCCCAGAGAAUAAACCUCAGAAAACUGGUGCCUACAGUACCGAGACCUAAAAACGAGAAAGCAAGCCCAAGCCCUCAAAUACAAAGGAAAAAAUACGAGGUGGUUAGAAAUACAGUGAACAGAUCUGUUUAGAAGUAAUUUGCCUGUAAUUAUUGCCCCCAUAUGUGUCUGAUCGUCCCGAUUCCAGGGCAGUUGCACUUUGUGGUUUCCUUCAGCCAAACCAAGACAUUUCUUUUCUGAAGAUGCCAGAAACUAAAAUCUGUUGAAUUCACAAGACACUCUCCUGUACUUUGUUAGUUACUAUGGCAUUUGCUUUCUUAUUCUGAUGUGAUGCUGCUUGACAAUAAAUACCUCCUUUAUGCUA
Molecule: messenger RNA, 2311 nt
Organism: Strigops habroptila (Kakapo)
Lineage: Eukaryota; Metazoa; Chordata; Aves; Psittaciformes; Psittacidae
Gene: NME5
Product: NME/NM23 family member 5
Exons: 5
Coding region: 251-766 (171 amino acids)
Biological process (GO): GTP biosynthetic process; UTP biosynthetic process; spermatid differentiation
Molecular function (GO): nucleoside diphosphate kinase activity
Source: RefSeq, a predicted model, not a curated record